Molecule: messenger RNA, 902 nt
Organism: Effrenium voratum
Lineage: Eukaryota; Dinophyceae; Suessiales; Symbiodiniaceae
Source: the annotation of a GenBank genome assembly
AUGUGGACCGGAUGGGAUUGGACUUGGUGGAGCGCUCCAUCUGGGCCCUAUUUGCCACGUGAGAGGGUCACCGCGGAGCCAGUGGUGGGUGAGGUGGUGGAGUGGAAGGACUCUUUUGGCUGGGCAAAGGCGGAUGCUCCCAUUGACCACCAUUGCUUCAAGCAAAGAGGCGGCAGGAUCUACGUCCACAAGAAGGAUGUCACGAGUGGAGCCAUCACAACGGGAUGUCGAGUGAGGUUCCAUGUGUACAAGGACACUCAAGGACUUGGCGCUGCAGAAGUGCAGGAGCCUUCGGUCAUCAUGGAAAACGCGAAGUUGCCCACCUGCGGUUUCGGGCUACUUGGGCCGUUGUUGAGCCUGUCCGACGGUGCCGUUCAAGGGCAGAUCUUGGAGGCGAACAAGAAGAAGGUCUGCGGUACUAGCAACAUCGACAACAGGGGUUGCGACAUCGAGAACACGGGCGACACCUCGAAGCUGAUCUCGGACGACCUCAUGGGUCGCGCCUUCAACGCCUCUGGCAAGCCCAUCGACAAGGGGCCCACUCUGUUGGCACGUGGCUUCUUGGGCAUCAACAGCGCGACGUUGAACCCCAAGACGGGCGUUGCCAUCGACGCCAUGAACUCAGUGGUGCCAGGAGGCGAAGCGGCGGCCUCCCGCUCCGCUGGUUCGCCCGAGCGUCGGGCAGCCUUGGACUGGGUAGCGUGAGAGCAACCAACUCCGGCCGCUGGCUGCCCAGAGGACCGCGCAGCGUGUCCUGCUGGCGCCCUCGUCGUUGAGGACUAUCGGAUCAUGGUGCUGGCGCAGGAAGGUGUCGCAGGAAGAUAUCGUAGAGAUGGCCUCUCCCGAAGAGUUGCGUGCAAAGGUCUUCAGCCUCCGGCUCGGCGCUCUCCUGCAAAAACAGG